AUGGCCGACUUCACCACUAUCGCUCAGCAGUUCGUGCAGUUCUACUACCAGACGUUCGACUCGGACCGCCAGACCCUCGCCGGCCUCUACCGCGACCAGUCUAUGCUCACAUUCGAGACCUCCUCCACUCAGGGUGUCGCCAACAUUCUUGAGAAGUUGACUUCUCUUCCCUUCCAGAAGGUCCAGCACCAGAUCGCCACCUUCGACGCUCAGCCUUCGAACGAGCAGGGCGGCAUCCUGGUCAUGGUUACCGGUGCUCUCUUGGUCGACGAGGAGCAGAAGCCCAUGAACUACUCCCAGACGUUCCAGCUCCUCCCCGACGGCCAGGGCAGCUACUUUGUCCUGAACGACGUCUUCCGUCUCGUCUACUCCGCGUAA
Aspergillus affinis is the source of this 378-nucleotide messenger RNA. Its product is annotated as nuclear transport factor 2 family protein. The transcript has 6 exons. The record is from RefSeq and is a predicted model, not a curated record. Gene Ontology annotation, cellular component: nuclear pore central transport channel. NCBI's taxonomy places the organism in Eukaryota, Fungi, Ascomycota, Eurotiomycetes, Eurotiales, Aspergillaceae. Gene Ontology annotation, biological process: protein import into nucleus. Bases 1 to 378 code for a protein of 125 amino acids.